This is a messenger RNA of Colletotrichum abscissum, 111 nucleotides long. RefSeq lists its product as uncharacterized. Lineage: Eukaryota; Fungi; Ascomycota; Sordariomycetes; Glomerellales; Glomerellaceae. The annotation marks the transcript as partial. The record is from RefSeq and is a predicted model, not a curated record. The transcript has a single exon.
AUGGGCUGUCCAAGACCAUCCCGCCCAAGCUUGCGAAGAACAAAAGUGGAACGAAAAGGGGCCGAGUUGUCAAUCGUGAUUGGGCAUGCGGGUACCGUUGCCGGCCCAAUG